UAGUCUAGAGCUGUCACAGUCUGUAUAAUUAUUCUCUAGAGUCUAUGAUAAGAAUGGCUAUGCUAGAUCUAGUAUAAUAAGAGCAGCUUCAUUGUUCAGUGCUAAAGAAAAGGAUAUGUUUAUAGUAGCACUCUUUGCCCUCAGGCUGUUUCUGCUGCAAGGAGCAGCUUAUUCUCAAUCUCAAUCAUUCUCCUUUGAUAUCCCUAUUAAUAUCCCAGGACUGCAAGUGGACUCGACUGGGAGAACAUUUCUUGCUGCAGACAACUACCUGUAUAGACUGAAUGCUCAGCUAAUGCAAGAAGCAAGAGUUGAUCUAGGAGCUAAUGUCAUUAAAAGAGGACUGGCCCUGAGCUCUACUGGGAUGUUGGUGGUAUGUUUAGUGGAUCGCUCUUGCUCUGUCUACAAUGCAAGCAACCUCAGUACUGGUCCUAUCAGGAAUGUUAGUAAUGCUAUAGCAGAUCCUAACUAUUUAGGAGCAGCUAUCUUUACAUCAGGAGAUACUUUCUACACUGGAGAAUCAGUAUUAACUGUUGCAGGAGGACAGAGAAUGGUACUGCAGCAAUUCGGAGAUGAUUUCAAUAGAUCAUCCAACAACAAUCCGUCUGGUACACGCAAUGAACUGGUUUUUGGAAUUAGUGACUUUAGACGACAAUUCUAUGCAUUUGGUGGUUUUGUAAGUGGUAGAUUUGCCUACUAUGUUGUCGUCGACUAUCAACCUGCUAAUGCACAAGCUAUAAGACUAUUACGUGUGUGCAGCAUGCCUGAUUGUGGAGGCCCAAGUACCUGUGGAGUGACUGCUUUGUAUGAACUGGGAAUCAAUUGUGGCAUUCAAACGAUCACUGAAGAGACUCAUGUGUGUGGAGUGUCACUAGUGGAGGACUUCAGUGGGAUAUCUGGACCCACUGCUGUGAUAACUAUUUGCUAUGACAUUACUAACUCUAUUUGUGUGGUCAAUAUCACUGCUGUCAAUGAAGCUAUGGACGCUAAAUAUGACUCUUGUAUUGUGUCACGCACUGUUGGAGAAGAAAUUAGCUUAGCAUGGAGAACAGGCUCAGAUAACUGCUCUACCCUGUCGCAGCCUCAGAUAACUGUGGACAGAUGUGACACACCCAGUCCAGUCGGCCUUCUCAUCCCAAAUGGUGGUAUUGACCUAAUAGCACCAGUUCGUAUCAAUUUUGGAGACAGCUUUGUCCCUCUUGCUUCAGUAGCUGUGAAGGUGGAGCGGUUUUCCUUUGUGUUUGUUGCAACUGAUUAUCAUUGGAUAUUAGGAUACGAUGUCAGUGGUACGUCGACCCUGGGCAUUUAUAGCUAUUUCUACAGUCAGCGAGUGAGAUAUGAUGUAAUGGUACCGGUAUAUCAUUUGUCAUGGCAGGAGGGACUGAACUACAUCACAGCAGUCACUCAAGACUCAGUAUUUCAAGUACCCAUAGAGGAGUGUUCCCAGCGUAUAGACUGUACCAGUUGUACCAAUGACCUCAACCCACUGUGUGGGUGGUGUGUGGUGGAGAACAAGUGCUCCCGUCAGACGCAGUGUCAGAACUCUAAUCUCACCAGUAGAUGGACACAAGACAAUACAAACUGUUUUACUGCUGCUACUGUGGAGCCUAUACAACUUGCGCUUGACCCUACGAUUCUUACUAAUGAGUUCACGGUGACCUUAACCUCUCCCGGCCUGCUUAAUCUCCUGCCUGGAGAGAGCUUCUACUGUCAUCUGGAAGACAGUGAAGAACGUUUCCCACCAAUCAUAGUACCAGCUGUUGAGGUCACUCCAGGAACAGUGUUCAGUUGUGAUAUUGAUGGACUUGUACCUGACUAUUCAGGAGUGACUGCAACCAUCAACCUGGGCUUUCAGAGUUCCCUGUUCAAUGAGCCAUUUGAUAUUACCAACCAAGCACUCACCAUCUAUAGGUGCUCAGCAGUGGAAAGCUGCAAGGAUUGCCUGGGGCUGAACAGUCCGUGUGGAUGGUGUAACUUCAACAAGAAGUGCAGUGGAACAUCGGCUCUUUGCAGAAAUGCAUCUCACUUCCUACAGGUGUCUGGAGGCAACAACUUUGCUGCCGAGUGCCCCUUGUUGGACAUACCCCCCUCUGGUGGGUACACUCAACCAGUAAGGGUGGCCCAGGGUCUUCGAUUGGCCACCAGGAACCUCAUACCUGCCACGGAUGGCUUUGAGUACUAUUGUGUUGUGAAUGGAGUUAGUCUGACAGCUCAGUAUGAGAACGAGAACUCCAUCCUGUGUACAGUGGGCAGUGGACAACUCACACUUUCUGUUGGAGUCGACAGUUCUCUUGUGGUUGUUAUGGUAAUCUGGACGGGAAAUGACGUCAACCAUAUACUGAACAACACCAUGCAACAAAUUUCAGUGACGCUGUAUGAUUGUCGUGAUUUGGCCAGUGGAUGUUCGGAAUGCAUUGCAGUCAGAAUGGGUUCAGAGUUCGCAUGUGGGUGGUGUGGGGGCAGUUGUGAGGUGAGGCAAGAGUGCUCUAAUACUUUCAUUACUGAGGGGGACAAUUGUCCUGCCCCUGUCAUCAACUCAUUCAUUCCAAUGUCAGGACCAGUUGAGGGUGGUACAACAAUCACUGUGAUGGGCACUGACCUCGGAGUAACCUUUGCUGAUAUCCAGAACUCCACUCUUACAUUAGGAGGCGUGGCCUGCACUCCCCUCGUCACUGGUUACAUACCAUGGCAGCAGUUUGUCUGUCAGACCACUAAUUUUGUAACAGAAGGGUCUAAAGAAUUCUCUCUGACCAUUGGCUCUAGAAUAGCCAUUGUACACGCUGGCUCCUUCACUGCAGUGGAUCCUACUGUCAACAGUGUAACUCCGACCUUUGGACCAAUGGCCGGGGGAACCAAAGUGGUUGUAAAUGGAACUGGACUGAACGUGGGGAAUCAGGAGGAUACUAGAGUCUCUCUGGAAAUCAACGGAUCAAACUACGUCUGCAAUAUAUUAUCUAUCGAGUCUCAAGAGAUUCGUUGCAGGAUCUCAGCAGGAAACCUCACCUCCGCUGCAUUGGUGGUGGUGUCCAUUGAUGCUGCCAGAGUCAGCAAUCCAGGAGUGGUCUUCAGUUAUCGUAACAACCCUAAUGUGACUGCCGUGUUUCCUAGCAACACCAUUCCUAGUGGAGGCAUCACACUGACCUUUACUGGAGUGAACUUGGACGUGAUACAACAGCCUGUGUUGGAGGUCUACCAGCCGAUGGGGGCUCCUCCAGCAACUACCGAACAACACCAUAGGAGCACCUGCAGUAUUGUGGACAAUACCACCAUCACAUGCUCAACUCCUAAUCUAACAACAACCUCACUGACCCCAUUGGACUAUGCCCUGAUGUUUGAUGAUGUCCCACUCACCACACACGCAAGCCUUCCCAUCAGCGUCCAAUCAGAUCCCUCCAAUUUUCGGCUUGAGGGUUCGCAAGAGGUCACCAGUGGUACAGCGACUCUCAUACGCAUUGUGGGUGAUAAUCUCGACUCAGUGGAGACCAGUGAGAUACAAGUGACCGUGGGAGGGGAGGAAUGUGUCAAGACACCCAGUAAUUCAAGAGGGAGCGAAUUUAUCUGCACCGCCCCCUUGGAGACCCCAGAAGAGGAAAACCCGGCUAUUAUACGAGUGACCGUUGGAAGCAACAUCGCUCAAGUAUUAGACCAGCGACUGACCUACAUAGUUCUUGUGGUGGAGGUUCCUACGGUGGAAGUUCUUGAAGCGACAGUUCCCCUGGAGGUCAUAAUCCCGAGUGUUUUGGGGGGGGCUGUAGUGGUAGUGUGUGUAGUACUGAUCAUUUUUGUCUGUUUUUGUCUGAACUCACGAAGGAAGACCGUGUCUAUUGCUAUGCAUGAACAGAUGAUGGAGCUCGUGGCUAAUAGGAGAACACAGGAGGAAAUAUUACCUGUGGAUGGCAAUACUGCACUUGUUAAAUCAGAACUUGUUGAGAUUGCCGAGUCCAUCCCAGACUCAUUCAAAAUACCAGCCUCCAUAUUGAAGCUCUCUAGUACUGCAAUAGGACAAGGUGAAUUUGGCGUUGUGUAUAAGGGAAUCCUGACAGACUGGAACAAAGUUCCUAUGCAGGGGGUGGCCGUGAAGACACUAAAAGGUCUGUUCUCGUUGUCGGAUGUUCAGAGCAUGGUGUGUGAGGUGAACAAGAUGCAAGACUUUGACCAUCCUCACGUCAUGUCCCUGAUUGGGGUGUGUCUCGAUGCUGGCCCCGGUGUUGCCAUAGUGAUGCCAUAUAUGGCCAACGGCAGCCUCAUUAGCUAUCUCAAAAAAGAAAGGAGCAGCCUUGAGUUGGACGAAGACUGUGAGAUUGAUCAGAUUCUGGAAGUAAGGAAACUGCUACUAAAGAUGUGUCGCCAGAUAGCACUAGGAAUGGCCUACUUGGCCGAGCAGAAGUUUGUUCAUCGCGACCUUGCAGCCAGAAACUGCAUGCUGGACUCGGGAGGGGGUAUCAGGGUGGGGGACUUUGGUCUGGCUGAGGACGUCUAUGCUAGUGGCUACUUCAGACAGAACGACCGAGCCAAUGUGAAGCUGCCCUACAAAUGGAUGGCCUUGGAGAGUCUCAAUGAUGCUAUCUUCACAGAGAAAACUGAUGUGUGGUCGUACGGUGUGACUGUGUGGGAGAUCUUCAAUGCAGGACGGACUCCCUACCCUGCCGUGGGCCCACACUCCCUCAUCAAGCUGCUAGGAGAAGGACGGAGACUAGAGAGACCUCUCAAUGCAGCCUGUGCCACUGAGAUCUCUGAAUUGAUGCGUCGGUGUUGGAAGAAAGAUUCAAAGGAGAGGCCAACCUUCUUACAAUUGUCCACCACUGUGGAGAGGCUACUGACAUCCAUUUCUGGCUACACUGAGCUCGGUAUGGUGCUACUGAAUACCAUUCAAGAAACAGAGCAGCUCAAAUGUGACGAUGAACCCGUACUUACUGAUCAUGAAGACGCUCAUCGCUAUGUCGACCCUCCGUCAAGUUAUCCUCUAACAAUUAAGAACAGCGGAGCAACAUACAAUUUAUAACUAUGCAAUAAAAUUAAUUAUGAGGUAAUGGCCGUCCUCUGCAUGUACAGUAUUAUAGUAACAGUUAAUUAAUUAAUUAUAACUGUAAUACAACUCCAGCUGCAUAUUGUGAAUUUUGGUACAAUUUACUUAUUUACAACAUAAUACCUGUUAUCGCGUAGCUUAUAUUCUGUUUUUACUGCAAUCGUUGUUUUCCUUUUAAUGUCUACCAUAUAUUUGUGUGAUUGUUCGAGUACAUGUAUAAUUGUAGUGAUGUAAGUGUUUCAAAAUAACAAGCAUAAUUAUGUCAGUAUAAUAUAGACAAACAGAUAUCGUAUCAAUCAACAGCAAUCAAUCAGUACGUAC
Halichondria panicea is the source of this 5344-nucleotide messenger RNA. RefSeq names its product plexin-A2-like. Gene Ontology annotation, molecular function: protein tyrosine kinase activity; semaphorin receptor activity; ATP binding. The record is from RefSeq and is a predicted model, not a curated record. NCBI's taxonomy places the organism in Eukaryota, Metazoa, Porifera, Demospongiae, Suberitida, Halichondriidae. Gene Ontology annotation, biological process: semaphorin-plexin signaling pathway involved in axon guidance; regulation of cell migration; protein phosphorylation. Gene Ontology annotation, cellular component: semaphorin receptor complex; plasma membrane. The transcript is spliced from 24 exons. Bases 116 to 4999 code for a protein of 1627 amino acids.